Penicillium diatomitis is the source of this 474-nucleotide messenger RNA. RefSeq lists its product as uncharacterized. Bases 1 to 474 code for a protein of 157 amino acids. The record is from RefSeq and is a predicted model, not a curated record. The transcript has a single exon. NCBI's taxonomy places the organism in Eukaryota, Fungi, Ascomycota, Eurotiomycetes, Eurotiales, Aspergillaceae.
AUGAUGCGAAAGAGCCUCAUCCUGAGCGCUCGACACGGCAUUCGGCCAAUCCAGUCCGUCCACUCAGCGAUUUGGGUGCCCCGCCCUGCUGCCAAUUGCCGCACCUUUAUUGUUGCGCCUCGCUUGCUCAAGGAUAGCCGAGACUUUGACCGCGAGAAGCUUGACCCUCAGAACACCGAAGCGACCAACACUGCGACUCACGACGAGAUCGCCAAGCACGACACGGCCUUUGACCCUUCCACCACCAAGCCUGAGAGUGAGCUGGAAGCCACAGAGCAAGAGUCGCGGACGAAGGGCGAAAAGGGAACCCUGAACAUGAGUGCUGCCAACAAGGAGGCGAGCAAAUGGAGAGGAGCCCAGGAAGGAGGACCUUCGCGCAAUGCGGGCAGAGACGCUUCGAGUCAACGCGGGCACCCUAGCAAGGGCAGCAAGAUCGACGUGAAGGAAGAUGGUACUCAUGUGUCUCGUCAUUAA